Messenger RNA from Arachis duranensis, 1179 nucleotides. RefSeq lists its product as uncharacterized. Lineage: Eukaryota; Viridiplantae; Streptophyta; Magnoliopsida; Fabales; Fabaceae. Bases 1 to 1179 code for a protein of 392 amino acids. Gene Ontology annotation, biological process: telomere maintenance; DNA repair. The transcript has 2 exons. The record is from RefSeq and is a predicted model, not a curated record. Gene Ontology annotation, molecular function: DNA helicase activity.
AUGGCGAAACUAAUGCCAUUAACACUGGACAAAGAAUCAUUCUCCCAAAGAGCUUUACUAGUGGUCCAAGAUUUGAUGAUAUCAGAAGUCCAAAUAAAAGAUAUUAUACUUGCAAAAAUUGAAGAUUUGCUCCAGUCAAAUGGCAAGUCUUUGAAAGAAUAUUGUGAAAUGUCAUAUCCUCCAGAAAAUUUGGUGUCCAUCUUAGAAGACAGAAUUAUAAUGAAAGAGUUGAACUUUGACGUUAAUGCUCUUGCGAGUGAACUAGGUGAGUAUUUAGAAAAGCUAAUUGAUGAGCAAAAAUUUACAUACGAUCAAAUAAUUGGUGCUGUUAGCGGUAAUAUGGGUGGACUUUUCUUCUUAUAUGGUCAAGGUGGUUGUGGAAAAAUAUUCUUAUGGUCAACUAUAUCAUGCUCAAUUAGGGCUAAAGGAGGUAUAGUUUUAAAUAUUACUUCGAGUGGGAUUGCUACACUUCUGUUGACUAAUAGAAGAACUGCACAUUCAAGGUUUAAAAUUCCUUUGACCAUAAAUGAAGAUUCUUUGUGUAGCAUUAAACAGGGAAGUCCUCUUGCAAGGUUAAUAACUAAGGCCAAAUUAAUCAUAUGGGAUGAAGCUUCAAUGAUAAGUAAGUAUUGUUAUAAAAUUUUAGACAAAUGCCUCAGAGACAUCUUGAGGUGUUCAGAUUCGUAUAAUGCUCAUUUACCAUUUGGAGGUAAAGUUAUUAUUUUCGAAGGAGAUUUUAGACAAAUUUUAUCUGUGAUUCGCAGAGACUCAAGACAAGAUAUAAUUCAGUCUUCUAUUAAUUCUUCAUAUUUGUGGCAUAACUGUAAGGUUCUGAAACUUACAAAAAAUAUGAAAUUGUCACUGGGUGAAAACAACAACAUACAAGAACUCAUAAAUUUUGCAGAAUGGCUACUCAACAUCGGUGAUGAUUUGGCUGGUGAUACAAUAGAUGGUGAAUCGAUCGUUCGUAUACCAUCUGACAUUUUGGUUAAGAACUCUGAGAUAGCUUUGGAUGGCCUCAUUGAUUUUCUGUAUCCAGAUAUAUUAUCUAAUUUAUCCGUUGAAAAUUAUUUUAAGGAUAGAGCAAUUCUUGCACCAACUUUGGAUUGUGUCACUGAUGUCAACAACAAGAUGACUGCAGAGUUACCUACUUACCUGGACAAGAAAGAGUCUACUUAA